AGGCCAUACUGUAGGAGCAGCCAUGAUGACAGACUGUAAGCUGCUGAUGAAAGCAAGCCUCCCGGCAGCACAUUUACACAGUCAUCCUUUCUUUGGCGUGCACAAACCAGAGCUUAUCAGUGCCUGUGUGAAGGUGGAGGGCCCCCCGGCUGCAGGGGCUUUUCGGGAGCGCCCUUCCAAACCGACCACCUUUCGCAAGUUCUAUGAGCGUGGAGAGUUCCCGAUGGCACUGAUGCAUGACACCAAGGGCAACCGCAUUGCAUGGAAGGUGGAGAUCGAGAAGCUGGACUACCACCACUAUCUGCCUCUGUUCUUUGAUGGCUUAUGUGAGACCGUUCAUCCGUACGAGUUCUUUGCCCGCCAGGGAGUCCAUGACAUGUUGGAGCACGGAGGCCCCAAGAUUCAACCCGUCAUUCCCCAGCUCAUCAUGCCCAUCAAGAAUGCCCUGAACACCAGGAACCGUCAGGUGAUCUGCACCACCCUGAAAGUCCUGCAGCAUUUGGUGGUGUCCGGAGACAUGGUGGGAGAGGCUCUGGUGCCUUACUACAGACAGAUCCUCCCCAUUUUCAACAUCUUCAAGAACAUGAAGAUCAACUGCGGAGAUUCCAUCUACUACGGCCAGCAGAAGAGAGAGAACAUCGGAGACCUGAUCCAGGAGACUCUGGAGGUGUUUGAGCGCUACGGAGGGGAGGAUGCCUUCAUCAACAUCAAAUACAUGAGGAAGAGGCUUCUGCCAGUAAAAACCUUGUGAACCAAGAACACUGAUGAGUCUGCAAUCCCCCUAGCUGCUGAAUCCCCCUAAAUCUUGCGCACUGUUCCUUUAAAUAUAAAUAAAGUCUGCUAAAAUCUUACAUCGUGAUUUCCUGUCUAGGUUUGUGAGGAUUCUUGUGCGUGUGUGUGUGUGUGUGUGUGUGUGUGUGUUAAGAUCCCAAAGUAGACCACACCACAGGAUCAAUCCUCCUCUGAACAGAUGUGAUCAAUGAGGAUUCUCCCCCUCUCUCUGUCACUCUCCUUCACCCACUUUCUCUGUUCUUCCUUCCUCUUCUUCCUCUCCUACAGGUCUUAUCGCUUGCAAACACUCAUUUCUUUCCCCGCUACGGGCUGGCGGGCGUGCACAAACAGGCAAACGAGCAAGUAAACAAAUACAGGCAUCUUCAGUAGGAGCGGGGAUGGAUCCACACUGUUAACAAUUGGCGGGGACAGAUGUAGCAUCGGCUGGACUUCUUUAAGCUGUAUUGACACCUGUGUGUUCUCCACAAGGGACGAAAUGAGGAAGGAGGAGUGGGCGAAACCUUGUUUACCCUCGGCCUGUUUAAGUGCCCCGCGCUGUAAAAUGGCAGAGUGUUUUUCUGUGUCAUUUCCUCCUGUUGAUUGAUGAUUAGCAGGUUCGAGGUGGGACUUUAGAGGUUUUCCCAUCAGAGCCUUCCACCACAAGUGGCUCCAGCUGUCACCCCUCUCUUUCCCCAAUCCCUCGCUCCCCCCAGACUGAGCGCCAACAGGCAGGCCAACAGGCAUUUCCAUCACCAGAUUGCCAAACCACUGGAGCAUCCAGACUACAACACCCAAGGUGACCUUUAACAAAAUAGAGAAUGGUGAAUGGCUGUGGUGGCGAGAAUAGAAUGUUAUUGGAAACACAGGAAUACUGGAGCUUCAGAUUGGAUUGUGAUAGAUUUUUCCUCUUGCCGCUCCAUAUUGUAGCACUCCUCCAGGUGACACUUCCUCCUGUAGUGUGUGAAUAGUAUAUACUCUUUCUCAUGCAAAGUCUAAUUUGUGAGGGAUAAAAAGAAAACAAGCCUCAACAACAGACGAGUCUCCUCACUUUCACUGAACUUACUGCCUUUCCUGGUCCACUUAGUAUCCAUUUCCCAUCUCUUGAUAAUUCUACAACCCCAAAUGCACCAAAACCUGUGAAAACACACUGACAUGUAGCUCUAGCUCAGUUCUAACUAUGCCAGCUAGGUUAAAAAAUGCAUCUUCUUGAACCGUUUUGACCCUCCUUAACCCUGUAAUCCAGUCAGCAGGUAGGUAUCAAAUAUAACAUGAUGGAUAGAGGUCUCCACGCCCCCACACCAAACCCCCUCUCUCACAGCUUGAAUUGGACCCACCGCAUUGUGGAUGUUUUUGGUCCUGGAGAGACAGCUUUACCCAAAUCCAGACUAAGGCUAAGACGAAGGCAUCUUAUCAAAAUGCUAUUGUGUUUUAGUGUGGACACACGGAGCUGGGGACUUUUGAAAAUCCAUCCAUCCAUCCAUUUUCAUCCGCUUGUCCAGGGCCAGGUCGCAGGGGCAGCAGGCCAAGCAAAGCACCCCGGACGUCCCUCUCCCCAGCAACACUUUCCAGCUCCUCCUGAGGGACCCCAAAGUAUUCCCAGAUCAGAUGAGAUAUGUAAUCCCUCCAGCGUGUCCUGGCUCUGCCCCGGGGCCUCCUACCAGCAGAACGUGCCUGGGACACCUCGAACAGGAGGCACUCAGGAGGCAUCCUGAUCAGAUGCCGGAACCGCCUCAACUGGCUUCUUUCAACACAAAGCCACGCUCGCUUCUUGACUGGGUCUUAUCAGUUACAGCAUGUCAAGCCAAAACAUUCGACUAGGUCUUUAUACCUUUUCUUAUUUCAUCCUUCUUGUAUUGGUACUCAUUUCCCAUUGCCAUGGUUUCCUCCAGUGACAGAUAACGCUCCUGGCAUCGCUCUGACAUGUCAUCGUAUUUGCUUUGUAACGACUCCCAAUCUAUGUUUGAAGUAGUCUCUUACACAGACGCUGAUGACAUCAGCAUGUUGGCUGACUCUGUCGUCUGUGGACAUUCCUAUAGGAAAGUUGUAAUAGAACUAGCACUGGCUCCCAGCGGCAGUGAUGUGAUUGGAUCCAAAUCCAUGUACUUCUGUACUUCCUCGACCAACGGCUGAUUAGCUUUGCCUUACACCCGCCUACACCGAAAUUGCUGUUCCCCGAAUUGUUGUCCGUAGUACAGCAGAAAAGGAAGUGUUUAGUGCAUCGCAAGAAGAGAUUAAAAUGGAUAUGAUUUCAUUAGAUUCAGCUAUAUUACAGAGCUGCAACGUCUCUGUUACAUGUAACACAUGUGCCGCACCUAUGGCAACGCCGUUAUGUGGUCUGGAUAUCCCCGCCCAUUUCUAUUACAAAACGAAAAACGAAUGUCCCUAGACUCCCAUUCUGAAGUAUGGGAGGCUAGUCACGCAAGACUCUGUUUGAAGCCGCCUUGAUGGCCUUAGGUCCCAGGUCCACAUAGCAUUGUUUUCUGAGCAUCUUUUUUGUGUUGUACCCAAUAAGGAAAAAACACCUGCAGCCACCCUGGGAAAAAACGCCACACCCAGCAUAGUUUUUCAGAGCACUUUGGCUUUUUUGUGUGACCGCUCUGAGCGCUUCUAGUCAAAAAUCUUUGAAUUUUUCAGACAGGCACUGAUGUUGUCACAGCCACUCCUUCAGCUACUGUCUGUCCUGAGCCGUAUGAUAUGCCAGUCAGAAAUGAUCACGACCAAGACAGAAAAGCCCAUCUGUUGGAGCAGAUAUGCCAAACACUUAAUGUUGUGCUUCUAUCACAGCACGUUGUAAGCUUGUGAGUAGGUGUAUUCAGCCCUCUGUUAACAUAGCAUUGUGUUAGCUACCUAGCUAAUGUAAAUGUCAAGAUAUUCUUGUGACAGAAACAAAACCCGGGAUGAGCACAUGAUCCCCUGCCGCCACUUUUCUGCCAAAGUAAAGCGCUAUGGGGAAACAAGCGUCAUGAGUUACUUUGUCAUUGGUCUAUGCAAAGAAAUCUCUACUCUUACUUUCCGCAAUCGCUCUUCUUCCUCUGUAUUAUAUUUUUAUAUCUAAUCAACCAGCUGCAGAGAAGACAGUCUGCUUCCUGUUUACCCUGGCGUGUGCAUGCCCCGUGUGCAUGGAUGGUUAUUAUGUGAGCAGCAUUUUCAGUAUGGACGAAAGUUAUUUCUGAAUUUGUGCUGAAACGGUAGUGCGUACGGAGAUUGUUUUUAUUUUAAAACACUGCUUUUAAAAGUAAAACAUACUGGAGUGGAUGCAAGCUGAGAUCACAUCCACGCUAGACCAGCAAAAAAAAAAAAAAAUCUUUUUCAGGUUUUCCAUUCACACUAACUUCCCUGAACACCAGGAAAAUGGCUAAAUCUGUUCAUCUUUGUUCUCUUUACGUUGGCAAAACACACAGUUAUGCAUAACAACAGACAUUUGGUAAUGGGUGGGGCCAACACAGCCUCUCUUCUAUCACUUCCUGCUCUCCGUGAUCACCUAUAAUGUGUUUCAGUGCAACCAAAGUCACAAUUUAUCUUUUAUCAUUUACAUAGUUUCCUGUUUUGCGUCGUCAGACAACUGAAAGAGCAUGAAGUAGUGAUUCGAUCUCAUAAAUGCUACCUGUUAGCAACUGUGAAUAGUAAUUCCUGCACUGCUGCACUGGGACUUGAUUGAUCGUUGAGUUUUUAUGAUUGCAAAGUCGUCCGAAUAAACAUAGAUACAGUUAAAUGGCAACAACUCUAAUGUGCGAUCAUUAUAUUGACAUAUAAAACAAGUGCUCACAAAGAGGCAUAGAGGCCCUUAAAUGUGCUGAUUAGAUCUACGACACCGCUAAAGUACAUCUACAGAGGGAAGGGAAAUUGUCCCACCAUAGCUUUCACUAACUCAUCCUUCCUCUUCAUCCUCAUCGUCUACAAUUCUUACUUCGGGUGCUUUCAAGACAAAUAAAUAAUGUUCAGUCACUGACUAUAACAAAUGCAUGCGCAAACAAGUAUGAGAGCAACAGUGCAUGAACACGAGCACGAAUAGGGCAUUUGUCAUGUCAUGCUUAUGAUACGAGUUAAAAUGAAUUAUAGGUACAUUAUGUAUUUCUCUGUAUAUGCUCUGUAUAUGCUGUGGUUGCUAGAAGGACAUUUAUUUCUGUUGCGCUGUGCUCACACCUUCCUCAAAAUGUAAAUGACCCAGAUUCUGCCAGCACUUUUUCCCCCCACAGUCCCCAAACUAGUAAGCCAAAAGAAAAAGGGAAAGAUGUUGUUCUUGUUUGUAUGUAUGCGUGUUAUCAGAGCCUUUGGGCCUCUGUUCGCCUCCUCCAGAGCUACAGUCGUUAUCGCAGACAGCCUUGCCUCGACAGAGUAACCAGCUCCCACUCACUUUCCUGCGGCUGUGGCCCCCGAGGCGGGCUGCAACCAGCUACAGGGCCCCUACCGAGGGCCCCAUUGUCUCCAGCAGCAUACUUUCAGUGGAAAACCCAGGGCGCUCUCCAAGCUCAUUGUGAGCGAGCUAACAGCCUCUCUUCAAAAGGGGCUAAACGCAUGUUCAUUAAUUAUCUGGAUCCUUGUUAAUUGGAUUAAUUGUUGAAUAGAAACCGUGUUAUUAAAAAUGACGAAAACACAAGGGCAGGGGGAGCAAAAGGGGGGAUUAAUAUCGUUUCUGUUUACUCUCGGGCUGUCAGAAGACACUAGCACACACACGCACACACACAUCUGAGUAUGCUCUGCCUGUCUAACGGCGCGUCUCUCUCUAUCUCUAACUCCGAGUUUCUAUUUCACACACACAUCAACACACGCACACAGCAGCCGUAUGUGACCCAACUCAGAAGAAUGAGCGCUAGGCAAGGUGCAAAUUACCAUGCACACCACUGAGAUAAGAACUAAACCCAUUUUCAAAGCUCAGAAUAAAUGCCAGAUUCUUUUUGAUGCAAGAAGUCUGUGACUUUUUCCAGCGUUUAUAUUCAAAGAAUAAGGGACGGAGAAAAAAAAAUGAAACAUAAAGUCAACACUAUGAACAAUUUAGCUAUCUGUCCAAGUCACAUGAAAAAUGGGGUUUCUCAUUCCCCCUGCCUAGCUGCACACUCUUAUCUCCCAAAAUCACUUAUCAGUGUUUGACUUCAAGGGAUGUUUUAUCGUUCUGGCUUUAAGAUGGCACGCUGAUACUGCAGACCAUUUGGAUGUCGGGGCUAAUAUUACAUGUCCUGUAACUGGUAGAUGUGCAACUGACGAGCCAUAAUGCCAAAACCUUAUAGCUGUGUGUCCUGUGGUCACCGGUUGAAAUCGUGACAAUCAAAUGGCAAAUAACAGAUUUGGUAAAGGGGCACUUCAGGUGUUACGCUGUUGGUAUUUUUCAACCUGAACCCUAUUUUCCAAUGUUUUAUGCCUAAGUGACUAAUUGGAGCAACAGUAUUUGAAACUGGUGCAAUAUUGAGCAAGAGGGCUGCAGGGUAAUCACUUCACUAUCAAUUUGUGUCCACAAAAUUUGCUUGUUUUUGCCACUGAUAGGCUCAUAUUGUUAUUCGAAGUGUCUGAUAACAUUACGGAAAGAAUCCCUACAGAGAUAGACCUUUUUGUUUAGGAAUAAGAUCCUUUUUUUACCCAGAAACAGCCAAGAAAUCACCAUGGUCAAACACACCAGACUCCAUUAAAAAAAAACAGUAAUUUUAGAGUGCGUAUCACCAGCAUGUUUUCACAUCAAACAUUGUGAUUUAAAGGUUUAUUUCCACCAAACCAGAGUUGGUGCUUGUUGGAACGGUGAAAAGACGAACCAAGACGGGUUUUGUGAGUAUUAUUUUGUUUUUAUCCACUUUGAAUGAAGUGUGUCAUACAAUGGUAAAAUUAUUGAUUAUUUAAAUAGAGUCUGGUGAGUUUGGUGAUGAAGAUUUGGGGGCUGUGUCUGGUUAAACAAAAAGAAUCUUACUCUUGAACUGUAGGGAUCCUUUUACACUUAUUGACAGACACUUAUUAAAUCAAUAUGAGCCUGUCAGUGGCAGCCCAUUUCAUAGCUGCCAGCUAUCUUUCAAAAACUGUUGUUCCUAUAAGUCACUGAGAAACAAAACCAUGGAAAUAUAGGGUCCAGGUUGGAAAAAAUAAACUAAAGUUACUCUUUAAAUCUAACCAAGGAACAUGUUAUUCAUUUUAAAGCACAGUUGGCAGUAACAAACAAAAGUCCAAACUGAAAUAGAAGUUUAACAAAUAAUCAUUUCUAUAAACCAGGUGUCUGAGACUCAUCUGAACCUCGACAGUAAUUAUAGCAUUAACAUACUGUAGCUAUAUGUAGACGCUGGCUGAAGGGCAGAGAAACAGGAUCUAGUAAAUGUGUUGCAUUGGUUGUUAAGGCAACCAUAUCUGUCUCCUGCUUUGAUGUGGAGGCUCUUGUCGCCUGCUGCAUUGCCAAACGCUGUUAUCUUGGACCGGAUUGCAAAUAUUUUUGUGGGGGGAUAUGUGGUUUUUCUUUUUGUGUGUGAGCAAGUUUGUAUGUGGUAAGUGUGUGUCUGUUGAGUUAAUGACAGAGAGACACAGUUGUCUAAUUAAACUUGUCCCAAGACGUCACCAGAUCUAGUUAGUCGUCUCCGAUCAAGUUAUUGGACAUGCCGCACUAAUACUAAGAGCCUGGACUUAAUUUGCUACCCUCGAUACCAACACAGUGGCGACAAACUGCAGCCAGAAGGUCAUAGUGCAGCUGUUUGAGCAUUCAUGCACCCAGCAUGGGGACUACUUUUACAAAGACAUGAGUGGGUGAGCAGUAAGUGGACAAACUGAAUGACGGCCAAGGUCAGGGCUCAGAUUUUAGCCAGGCCCCUCUCAGCCAACAGCUGUUAAAAUCAAAACGGAGCAGUUGUGGUUUAUUUUCACACUAUGCAGGAUGUGAGAAACCGGAGGUAGCCGGUGUGUGUGUUCCAUUGAUCAGGGAUGUUAAUCUUCGGAGGAUAUGUAGAAAGGUCCUCCCAAGGACAGGACAAUGAAAAGGCCUUAUUGAUUACCGCAACGUUGAUCAAUCGGUCCCACGACAGAUAACAAGAUGUACAAGUCUUGAGUAACAAAAGGUAUCUUGUAGGAUAUGGACUAUACACAGGUUGAUGAUUUUGUCAUAUUUCAACACCCUAAAGUGAAGCCUAUACAUGGAAUCAGAUUUGUAGGUUGCUCUUGGCAAGUAUACUACCUCUAGACUGUUGUACACACACACACACACACACACACACACACACCUUGUGUAUGAGGUGGGAGACUGAACACACACUCAACCCACAUAUGACUAUUCAAACCAGAUCACCAGUCCAUACCAUGUUAGCAGACCUAUACACAUCACUGCUUAACCAUAGAAUUACACAAGACCUUGUAAAAUCUAUGUGACAAAUUGGGCUGCUGUGCUUUGAUGUUGUCACUGGAAUGUUGUUUUCACACUGGAUUGGCAGCAUGAAGAACCGUGCUUAUGAUGUUGUGUAACGUAGAGGAGCGGGGGGGGGGAACAACAUAAAACCAGUUGGAACAGGAAAAAAUAAAGUUAUUUAUCAGAGGAGCAGAUCUUUUUGAACAAGAUAUAAUAAACUGC
Epinephelus fuscoguttatus (brown-marbled grouper) is the source of this 8296-nucleotide messenger RNA. It is a transcript of the gene pacrg, whose product is annotated as PARK2 co-regulated. Gene Ontology annotation, cellular component: neuron projection; cytosol; vesicle. Lineage: Eukaryota; Metazoa; Chordata; Actinopteri; Perciformes; Serranidae. The record is from RefSeq and is a predicted model, not a curated record. The coding region runs from base 23 to 751 and encodes 242 amino acids. Gene Ontology annotation, molecular function: Hsp90 protein binding; Hsp70 protein binding. The transcript is spliced from 6 exons.